Molecule: messenger RNA, 2054 nt
Organism: Drosophila obscura
Lineage: Eukaryota; Metazoa; Arthropoda; Insecta; Diptera; Drosophilidae
Product: spermine oxidase
Exons: 2
Coding region: 187-1713 (508 amino acids)
Molecular function (GO): polyamine oxidase activity
Source: RefSeq, a predicted model, not a curated record
UUCAGUUUUGUUUGUGUGUCCGCCGCCGCAGCAGCCGCUUCAGUCAGAAUUUUCCUUUGAUUUCCACUUCUCAACAUAGGACUGGAGCCACAUAAUCCUCGAGAGUUGCAGUCAAAAUGUUUGAUUGUGAAUAUAUUCGGGGAUUUUGAAAUACAAAGUCACGAGUUUUCGAUUUAGUUACACAGAAUGAGCGAGGCGCAGCGGAAUCUCGAGCGCAAGAUCGUUGUCAUUGGAGCCGGAGCCUCGGGGAUUGCGUGUGCCACCAAGCUGCUGGAGUACGGCUUUCAGAACGUGCUCGUGGUGGAGGCCGAGGAGCGGGUGGGCGGACGCAUACACACCAUACCCUUUGGGGACAAUGUGAUCGAUCUGGGCGCCCAGUGGUGUCACGGCGAGCGCGAUAAUAUUGUGUACGAGCUGACCAGGCGGCAGGAGGAGGAGCUGCUGGAGUCCACCGGUCCCGUCUACGAGAACUAUCAGUGUGUGCGCUCCAACCGGGAAGUGGUGCCCGACAACGUGGCCAGCCGCCUGAAGGCGAUCGUCGGGGAUUCACUGGUGUCGCGGCAACUGGAGCUGCGCCACUGCAGCGGAUCCCUUGGCAGCUACCUGACCAACAAGUUCUAUGACACCCUGCGCCGCCCGGAGAACGCCGACAUCGAUGCGGUGGUGGCCAGAGAGUUCUUUGACAACUAUCAGAAGUUCGAGAACUCGGUGGAGGCCUCCGACACGCUGGACCAGGUGUCGGGCCGUGGUUACCUGGACUACUGGGAGUGCGAUGGCGACAUUCUGCUCAACUGGAAGGACAAGGGCUAUGUGGAGCUGCUGAAGCUGCUGAUGCGCGCCCGCGAACUCAAGUCGGAGUUGGGGGUCCUGGAACAGCGCCUGCUCCUCGGCACCCGCGCACUGAAGCUCAACUGGAACCGCAACGAUGGACGCGUGGAGUUGCAGCUGAGCAACGGCGAGAACUGCAUCGCCGAUCAUGUGGUGGUCACCGUCUCCCUGGGCGUGCUCAAGGAGCAACACUGGCGUCUGUUCGAGCCCAAGCUCCCAGUGGAAAAGCAGCGGGCCAUCGACGGACUGGCCUUUGGCACCGUCAACAAGAUCUUUGUGGAGUUCCCGGUGGCCUUCUGGCCUGACGACUGGACGGGCUUCACGCUGCUCUGGCGGAGUGAGGAUCUGGAGGACAUACGGGGGACGUCGCGGGCAUGGCUGGAGGACGUCUUCGGUUUCUAUCGCGUGAGCUACCAACCCCGUAUCCUGGCCGGUUGGAUAACCAAUGUGAAUGGCCGGCACAUGGAGACCCUGCCUGAGGAUGAGAUUCUGGCUGGCUGCAUGUACCUCUUCCGCCGCUUCCUGCACUGGAACAUCCCCGAGCCAAGCAGCUUCCGCGCCUCUGCCUGGCACACAAACGAGAACUUCCGCGGCUCAUACUCCUACCGUUCAAUGGAAACGGAGAACUUGGGCACAGGAGCCCGCGAGCUCGCCCAUCCACUCACCGUGGUGUCCACCACGCCGGAGCGGGAGCGCGAGCCGAGGGAGGAGCUGCAGCAGAGCCGCUGCGACAAGCCCAUUGUUCAGUUUGCCGGCGAGGCGUCCAGUGAGCACUACUACUCCACGGUUCAUGGCGCUGUCGAAGCUGGCUGGCGUGAGGCCAAACGCCUGGCAGAUUUCUACGGGCAGACCGCUUCCCGAAACGCUACAAAGUCGCAGCUUUAGCUAUAGUGAGAGAGAGAGAGAAAGGGGCGAACUGAUGGGGCGACUGCGAUACCUGACAAUGAUUCCAGUGCAAUGGAUAUGGAUGGGCGUUAGUCUUUGUCUUCGUAUUACAAUAGCAAUUUAUCUGCAAUCUGCAAUUAGCAAUCAAUCAAGAAAACUGAUGACGCAUCCUGGAUAGACUUUCAUAUGGAUAAGAUAUACAAUGUACCACAUAGGCUAUGCUUAGAUGAAGGAUUAUAUACUGCUAUAUAUAUAUAUAUAUAUUAAUAUGUGAGUGUCGUGUCGAUAUGUAUACCUACAAAUGUGCUGCCCAAUAAAGCUGUGUUUAUGUCUUCUUUUAU